This is a messenger RNA of Bufo gargarizans (Asiatic toad), 894 nucleotides long. It is a transcript of the gene MDK, whose product is annotated as midkine. The record is from RefSeq and is a predicted model, not a curated record. Lineage: Eukaryota; Metazoa; Chordata; Amphibia; Anura; Bufonidae. Bases 66 to 488 code for a protein of 140 amino acids. The transcript is spliced from 5 exons. Gene Ontology annotation, molecular function: growth factor activity.
GUACUUCUACGCAACACACACUCUCCACAAGGACCAGGAGGCCAAGAAUAGAGCCGGGGCACAGGAUGGACUUGCGAGCUUUGUGCGUCAUUGUGUUGGUGGCAAUUCUUGCUGUGAGUUCUCAGGCUGCUAAAAACAAAAAAGACAAAGGCAAGAAGGGAGCAUCAGAUUGUGGAGAAUGGAAGUGGGGCAGUUGCAUCCCUAAUAGCAAGGACUGUGGUGUAGGCACCCGGGAGGGAACAUGCGAAGAAGAGACACGCAAAAUCAAGUGCAAGAUUCCCUGCAACUGGAAGAAACCAUUUGGAGCUGAUUGCAAAUACAAGUUUGAGGUGUGGGGUGAAUGCAAUGCGGAAACUGGUUUGAAGAGCCGUUCUGGGACCCUGAAGAAGGCUCUGUACAAUGCAGUGUGCGAGCAAACCGUGCAGGCCAGCAAACAAUGUUCCAUCAAGACCAAAACCAAAGGCAAAAAAGGUAAAAGAAAGGACUAGAACGUGAACAUCUGACACCCCAAGAAUGGUCCCAUGGGUUCAGCACCAUCAAGAAUAAUGGAAUCCACAGACGCCCCUUAAAACCUUUCUCCAACUUGCACUCUGUCCUGACCUCCCCCCUCUCCUCCUCCCAAUAUUUCAAUUUUUUAAUCACUAAUGUCUUUAGGAAGAAAGAAAAAAAGUGUAAAAAGAAAAGAAUCUCUUUCCUCUGACAAACUUAAACUGCCCCCCAUCCUCUUUGCCUCCAUCUUUAAAGUCUGAUUUCUGCCUACAUCGCCCCCCCCCCCCCAGUAUAUAAACUGCAACCCCUUUCCCCCUAUACUACAUGUACGUGGUUUCAUAUUUCUGUGUUUUUUAGGCAAUUUCUUUUUUUCUUUUUCUUUUUUUUUUUAUACUUUUUUUUUUU